ACGCGUACUCUCCGCUAUUUCAAAGUAUACUCGGUAUAAUACGACUCGUAAAAGUAUUUCCCUUGUAAACAAUAAUACUAUAAUACUUGUUACACCUCUUACAAAUUAAUUAACGUUUACUUAAUUUCAUUCUCGUUACAAAUUCGACACGCGGAUUUUCUUACAGGUAAUGUCAUAAUGUCACAGGUUAACUAUGACGUAAUGAUGCAUUGAUUUUGAAUAUUCUACAAUUGCGACUUCACAAUUACUGAAACAGGAUGCACGGGUCCACGCGUUUGAGAAUUUUCAGGACCAUGCUGUAGGAGCAUGAAGACGACGAUUCUGUACCCGUAUGCAACUCUGUAUAGCGGCCGCGGAUGUCUCAACUUCCACGCCAAACACGCUGCAAUUACUGGAGGAGUAUAUACACUGAACAUAUCAAUACUGGUCGUGCUGAUAUACAGUUGGAGAAUAAGCACGAAUUUUAAGAAGUUUUCGGAUCUCCAAGAUGUUUAUUAUGGUGUCCAGAUAGCAUACUUUGCUAUUAUCGGUACUCAAUUGUUCAUGAUCAUUUUGAGUAUUGUUUUGUUCUUCGGAAUAUACAAGGAGAACGGAGGCCUAGUCGUCCCUUGGAUCAUUGGAGCCAUCACGUUUACGUCGUUGGAGGCUGUGGCUAUGGUCUACUCAAACGUCUUGAGAGACCAUGUCAACCGGGAGUUUGACGCACUAUGUAAAGCAGAAGUAGCUUUCUUCCUGGCUCGAGCCGUUUUGAACGGUUUGUCAAUAUACGGUGUAUUGAGGUUCUACAACAUGAUCAAAGCUGGAAUCACCUGGAAGGGACCUGAGGUUAUAGAACUGUGAUACCAGGUAGCUGG
Macrosteles quadrilineatus (aster leafhopper) is the source of this 854-nucleotide messenger RNA. RefSeq lists its product as uncharacterized. The record is from RefSeq and is a predicted model, not a curated record. Bases 307 to 840 code for a protein of 177 amino acids. NCBI's taxonomy places the organism in Eukaryota, Metazoa, Arthropoda, Insecta, Hemiptera, Cicadellidae. The transcript is spliced from 7 exons.